This is a messenger RNA of Nymphalis io (European peacock), 1803 nucleotides long. RefSeq lists its product as uncharacterized. The transcript is spliced from 3 exons. Lineage: Eukaryota; Metazoa; Arthropoda; Insecta; Lepidoptera; Nymphalidae. The record is from RefSeq and is a predicted model, not a curated record. Bases 136 to 486 code for a protein of 116 amino acids.
AUCCAAUUUAUGAUUUACCGAUUUUCUGAAUGUUGAAUAAAUGUCGCUGGACUCAUAAAAAAACGAUAAAAUAAAUUAAAUUAAAUCUACGUACUUUUAAUGGUUCCCAAGUAACAUUGUGUGUUGAUAACGAAUAUGAAAAUAUUUGUCGCAUAUUUAGUUACACUAACUAUAUUCGCUGAAGCUUAUGAACCUUCGAUAAAAAUAUAUGAAAUCCGAAGAGCAAGACAUGAAACCGCCGAUGAUCAUUAUUAUCCUAAUGACGUGAAAAUGACAUCACAAAGUCGUGAUGGCAAUGACGAUGUAAUUGGAAAGCUGAGAAACGGCAUAAUCAAUAAAUUUCAACGAAUAUCAGAUUUUAGUGAUGAAGAUUAUGAUUAUACACAACAGGAAGAAUUCGAUGACAAAACUAGAAGUGUGCCCGUAUUUAUUGUUUCCAACGAUAAAUCUUCUAAUCAGAACGAUAACAAAUUUAACCAAACUUGAAUAGAGCAGAUAAUUGAAGACGUUCGUUUAGAAAAUAUACCUAUUAAGGUUUGGCCGAAAAUUGUAGUGGACUAACACGAUUUCUGGAAACAGUUCAAAAUUCGAACAACGAACUUGUUAAUACAGCUCGGGUAUUCCCUGCAAAUUUGUUUUUAAAAAUCUGGUCGAAAGCUUAUCAUACUCAAUAUGAAUCGACUAGUUUCCUGAACUAGCCAGAUAUGAUUUUUUUGUUUUAAUUUUAUUGAGAUUUGUUUAGAAUAUUUAAAAUAUUUUUUGUUCAAAAUGAUUUAAGCCCAAUAAUUUAUUUAUUGAAUAUUCGGCGUUCUAACCAUUCUUUACUUGACGUGAUCACGUCUAAUAAUAAAAAGAAUUUUAAAUUUAAAAACUUAAUAAUAUAAUAGAUAGAUUGAAGUAUCAGCAACAUGAACGGUUUUUGAAUACUAUUAUUAUAAAGCCUUAAGUUUUGCCUCCUGUUACAUAUCGAAAAAAAUGUUUUUGUAUUAAGGAAAUAAUAUUAUUUUUGUAUCAAAGUCCCAAAUCCAUAUUGAAUCCUUUAAGAGUACAUAAGCUUAAAUCCGUAUCCGUGAUACACGUCACAUGUUACUUCCCUGGAAUUCAAUAUGAAAGCAAUAGUCGCCAAUACGUGAGCCCCGCAAAUCCAGGUAACAAAUAGGUCGGCGGCAAUCCCGCGCUAUACCGCGCAAUCCUGCGACGCCGGGAUCACUGCGGCGCUUAUUCAAUUAGCGGACUACGGUCGACGAGUUCGUUCCUACUUGUACUAGAUUUGAAAUACGAUUAUAUAUUUGUCCAAAUUAGGCGAUAGUGUAUGAAUGAAUACAAUAAGAGACGUGAAAUAUGUGUAAAAUAUUUAUUUUUGCACAACAUAAAAUAUCAGUUUACUAACAUUAAAUUUUUAAAAAAAGGAGUCUGAGAAAUAGGUAAUGUUUUUAUACAAUGUCAAUGGUACGAACGUUUUACCUCUAUUUGUGUAUUUUACUAUUAUACCUCUAUGCACAAAUAAUUUUGAAAUUAGAAUUUCGGAUCUUCAAAGGCUCAAUUAUAAACUAUAUAAUAAAUGAAUGGACAGUACAAGUGGAAACCUCACUAUUACGCUAUUGUUACGCUACCGGAUUUAUUUGCUCGGCCUUUGAGACGGGUCUGACGUUGUAAUUUGGCCAACUGGCUUAAAAUAACUAUUUUUUAAAAGCAAAUUUACAUGUAAAAGCUUUGAAAAUAUUUAAGCCGGUUUUAUUAAAGGAUUUGUAUUGAAACUUUUUUGUAUGAUUUGUAUGCACAGCGUUUUGUAAAGACCUUUUA